Messenger RNA from Cuscuta campestris, 2392 nucleotides. The record is from the annotation of a GenBank genome assembly. NCBI's taxonomy places the organism in Eukaryota, Viridiplantae, Streptophyta, Magnoliopsida, Solanales, Convolvulaceae.
GGAGAUUGGAGAGACAGAAUCUAAAAAUCAAAAGAUGAAAGAAAGGCAAGAAAUCACUUCCUUUGCUUCGAAGUUAAUUGCCAAUUUGUCUUCGGCGUCGUCGCCAUCUUCAUCCUGAAAACCCUAUAUAUAAGACUCUCCCAUUCUCUCCAUUGCUAGCUCGCAUAUUUCGCCCGCUCAAUUUCGGUUGCAUGGUGAUUGUUGUUUUACAAUUGCAGCUGGGAGUAGGAGGAGGCAAAUUUUUGUGUUUGGGGUCUUUCUUUUGCUUUUGAACCUUUUUGAGUACCUUAAAGAAAAAUAAAGUCUUGUUGUUUGAAAGAAGAAAUUUUGGAGGUCAAGGUCUCAUGAGAAUUGUUAGGGGAAUGCAUAAAUUGAUUCACGUGCAGCAGAGGGAACUGGGAUGCUACUGUGACAACUCAUUCAGCCAAGGGAUUGGGGUGACUGCACCAAAGGCCAGGAAGCGUGACAAAUUGAAAACAAAAGCUUUCAUGUUCCUCUAAUUUAGGUUAGGCAAGAUAGUUGUAGCCUAGGCCUCUGGGUGAAGUAGGCAUACAAAAUGACUAGGGUACUUGUUCAAAGAGGUUCUAGCGGGUCUUCGUCAUCGUCAUCAUCCAACCAGAAUAGACCAUUGACAUCACUGCCAAGUUCAUCUUCUUCAGCUCCGGUUCAGCUGCAAUCUACUACCAACAACCAAGCACUGCCAACUGGGAAAGACAAUGAACUGGGAGCAGAAAUGCAAGAUCAGGAUGAGUCUUUGGUUGAUUCUUCGGAGAACAUAUCAGUGAAAAGUGAGGAUUCUUCACCAGAAAAUUUGAGCAAUGACUUGCGAGUCUGUGAACCAAAAAUAGUUAAUGAUUCUGUUUUUGGUGAUCUGCCCAAGGGACUUGGUGGGUUGAGAAUUGUGGAAGAAGAGGAAAAAGAAGGAUGUUCUUUGCAAACAGUAACUGGCAGUUCAUAUCCGCCUCCUCCUCCCGUGCCACCCCCAAAACCUGCUUCCAUGAAUUCAAAUCUGAAGAGGUAUCCAUCUGGAAGUUCAAGUUCUUUGCGAACAGGAUCAUGUAGGGGGCCUUUUGGGCAUCAUGUUAUAUCACUUAGAACUUCACCAACCAGAUCUCAGCCAUCUUCUCCGCGCUCUCACUGUGAAAGUGAAGGUUAUAACAGCGCUGAUGAGCAAAGCCCAUCUCCUGGCCCCUCUUAUGAUGAUGCAGAGAGAGAACGCCAAUUUGAAAUUGAUUUGAGACGAGCUAAAGGGUUGGAAGUCAAGAAAAUGUUGGAAGAUGGAAACUGUCUCUUUCGAGCAGUUGCUGACCAAGUGUACGGUGAUUCUGAAGCUUAUGACUUGGUUAGGCAGAUGUGUAUUGACUACAUGGAACGUGAAAGAGACCACUUCUCUCAGUUCUUAACAGAAGGGUUCAGUUCAUAUUGCAAGAGAAAACGAAGAGAUAAGGUUUACGGUAACAAUAUGGAGAUCCAAGCACUAUGUGAAAUGUACAAUCGGCCUAUCCACAUAUAUUCCUAUAGCACAGAGCCUAUCAACAUAUUCCAUGGAAGUUAUAAUACAGAUACCCCUCCCAUCCGUUUAAGUUACCACCAUCGUAAUCAUUACAACUCCCUUGUUGAUCCACGCCGGUUAACAAUUGGCGCGGGGCUCGGUUUUAGCUCUUUGCAAGGGACAAAUGUUGACAAGGAUCAAAUAAAGGCAGCAAUUAAGGCACAACAAGACCAACUAAUUGAUAAGACCCUUCUGGCCGAGGGGUGCUUUUAUUCGGAUCUUGAGCUGACUGAGAAAGAAAUAGAACGUAUGGUGAUGGAAGCUUCUAGGGCAGAGUACCUUGCAAAAUACAAGUUCAAGCAACAACCACCCGGUCACAGAGAAUCUUCGACCUCUUCUGCUGAACCAUCAUCUUCUGGAGGAGCUAGAUCUCCGAGAGGGAGAAGUGAGACGAGGCAGGAAGGAGUAAGGGAAACAAGGUUGCCAGAUUCUGUUCUGAGUGACAGCAUGCAGAUUAUGCUGACAAUGGGAUUCAGCUAUCCCCAAGUGAUUGAAGCCUACAGCAUAUUUGGGGAAGAUGUGGACUCCAUGGUCUGUUACCUUAUAGAAACUAGCAGUAGCAGCAGCAGAAGACGCAAAGGAAAGGCAACGGAGUAAAAAUCUAGCCCCCAAUAGUCUCUCUCUGUACUUUGCCCAACCAUCUAGUUGAACUGCUGCUGUAUUUGUCAAUUCAAUCCAUAAACUUUGUUGGAGUACUCUAUCUUGAUUCAUAUUUUUCAACUGUUUGCUCUUGGUGAUGUAUGGAUAUUUCUGACACUUGAAGCUAGUCAAGACCUCUUGCAGAUUAUGCAGUUUGAGGUAAUUGCUGUGUAAAAGUUGUGAUAAAUGAUGCUUAUGAUA